AUGGCUAUUAAAAACCCUUUACGUAAACUUUCCUUUGAGACUAAGGGAUGGAUCACACUUUUCUCAGGAUUUUGUUUGCACUUUGUUCUAGGUACUUUCUAUCUAUGGGGAAGUAUUAGCACAUACACAGCUUCUUAUCUAUAGUAGAACGGAUAAAACUAUAAUGCAGAAACUGUUGGUGCUGUAUUUCCUUUCACCUAUCUUUCAUUGAAUUUAGGAACUCCUAUAGGUGUUUACUUUGCUUCGAAAAUUGGAUUUAAUCCUUUCAUCUUUAUAGGUAGCAUUCUUAUUGGAAUUUGCACUAUUGUUAGCUCUUAUGUGAUAGACAUAUUCCCUCUUUUUGUUCUAUUUUAUGGAGUCCUCUUUGGGUUUAUCAGCGGCUUGCUUUAUAUGCUUCCUUUUAAUUCAUGCUACUUAUAUAUGCCUCAUAGGAAAGGUUUAGUUAGCGGAGUCAUAGUUGGUGGUUUUGGGUUUGGGUCAACUGCGUUCAUCUGGCUGAUAUAUUCUAUAGUUAAUCCUCACAAUGCUAAGGCAACAGACUUAAUCAAUGGUGCUAAAUACUUUUCUAAAGAUAUCACUGACUAAUUCCCUGAUUCACUUAGGGUUUUGGGUAUUGUUUAAAUUUUUAUUGGAAUAUUUAGCAGCUUCCUUCACAUAAGACCUACAUAAGAAGAAUUAAAAUAAUAAGAAGAAAAAAAUAAGAUCAGAGCAAUAAACUAAAACUGCAUAGAAGAACUUCAAUAGCAAUAAUUUAUACUUAUCAAGGCUUAAAGCUCUAUUGAAACUCAAACAAAUUAGAACAAUUAAAAUCAAGCUAUUACUGAAAUGAGAGGUACAGCAACUGAAUCUGAGAUUUUAAGAACAGGAACUAUUCCAUAAGAAAAAAAUAAUUGCUAAGCUUUUGAAUAAAACUUAGAUUAAUAAAAAAUUGUUGAUAAUUAAUCAUAAUUAGCAGCUUAAAAAGGUGCUAAAAAAAAUCAAAAUGAAGAAGUUUAUCACGAAUUUUAAACCAUGAAAGAAGGAUUAAUGACUAAAUUUAUAUAUAUCACUGUUGCUUUGGCUUUGAUGUACACUAUUUUCGGAAUUUUGAUCAUUUCAAAUUACAAGGUUUAUGGUGAAUAUUAGAAUUAUACUGACAAUUUUUUGAGUACAGUUGGUACUGUAGGAAGUGUCUUUAACGGUUUGGGAAGAUUCUUCUGGGGAAGUCUUAUGGAAAAACUAACGAUUCGAUAAAUUAUUAUCAUCAACCUCAUUUUUUAGAUCAUAGUAAGUUUCACCUUUAGUUGGGCAGCUCAAAAUGCUGCUUUGUACUUAAUUUAUGUUGUCUUAGCUUACUUCCUUUACGGAGGUUGGUUCUCUAUUUUCCCUACUUUGGUUGCUAGAGUGUAUGGCAAAAAGAUAGGAACUUAAAUUUAUGGAAUUACUUUUUUUGGUUACACAAUUGCUUCUUUCCUUUAAUACUUUGUUCUUAUAGAAAUCAAAAAUGCUGCUGGUUGGAGAGCUACUUUCUGGAUCUUCACUGGUAUCUAAAUAUUUGCUAUUAUCAUUUCUCAAUUUGUAAAAUUCAAUUCUGUUCCACCAUAAAAAUAAAAGGAGUUCAUAUAAGCUGAAAUUGAAAAAUAAAAAAGUAACGAAAUAAUGUAAUUACCUUGA
Messenger RNA from Tetrahymena thermophila SB210, 1653 nucleotides. Its product is annotated as MFS transporter. Gene Ontology annotation, molecular function: transmembrane transporter activity. The transcript is spliced from 2 exons. NCBI's taxonomy places the organism in Eukaryota, Ciliophora, Oligohymenophorea, Hymenostomatida, Tetrahymenidae. The record is from RefSeq and is a predicted model, not a curated record. Gene Ontology annotation, biological process: transmembrane transport.